UGAAGCCAACAACAGUUAACUACAGCAAGUCAAAAGCUUUGCACCAACUAAACAUUUUUCACAACCAACAGAAAUUUACUGAAAUCACCAAUACAAUGGGUUGCAAGAAUUGUGUAUCUGCUUGCCAGUGCUCGACCGUCAAGUGCGGGGGCAGCUGCGCCUGCAUUAAGGAUUGCAGCUGCGUGUGCAAGUCUGGACCCAAGGAGCAGUGCUGCAGCAGCAAAUAAUCAAGAUUAUACUGAAUUCUGCAUAGAGUUUUCAAAUGCCAUUUGGCAUAAACAUUUGCGUGUGAUUCAAUAAAAAUGAUAAGAGCAUGAA
Drosophila mojavensis is the source of this 318-nucleotide messenger RNA. RefSeq names its product metallothionein-2. The record is from RefSeq and is a predicted model, not a curated record. Gene Ontology annotation, molecular function: metal ion binding. NCBI's taxonomy places the organism in Eukaryota, Metazoa, Arthropoda, Insecta, Diptera, Drosophilidae. The transcript is spliced from 2 exons. Bases 96 to 227 code for a protein of 43 amino acids.